CUCCCCCGGCCCACGGCCCGCCGAGGACCGAGCCUCCCGGGCGGAGGAGAGUCGCCGUGGUCAGGCGGCGCGGCGUCCGGACCAGGAUAAAGGCGGAGGCGACUCGGGACGACCGGUGGCGGCGUGAGACCGGAGAACAAGGGCCUUUGGGCCCGGACUCGGGGUGGCGGUGGGGGGGGGGCGAGAGAGGAAAGCCGGAAAUAGAGAACUACAACUCCCAGGAGGCUUAGCGGCCGAGCCCCGGUGGACUUGGCUGUGGACUCUGAUGGGGCGUGUAGUUUUGCGAAGCACUUUAUAACCUAGAGGUUUGCAGCGUCGGGAGUUCUGCGCCGGGAGCCGGGGAGAAAUGGAGCUGGAGCAGAGAGAGGGGACCAUGGCAGCCGUGGGCUUUGAAGAGUUCUCAGCCCCUCCAGGCUCGGAGCUGGCGCUGCCCCCGCUGUUCGGCGGCCACAUCCUGGAAAGCGAGCUUGAGACCGAGGUGGAGUUCGUGUCCGGGGGGCUGGGCGGCUCCAGCCUCCGGGAGCGCGAUGAGGAGGAAGAGGCGGCCCGAGGCCGGCGGCGGCGCCAACGGGAGCUCAAUCGCAGGAAGUACCAGGCGCUAGGCCGGCGCUGCAGGGAGAUCGAGCAGGUAGGUGAACGAGCGGGUCCUAAACAGGCUCCACCAGGUACAGAGAAUAACACGGAGACUCCAGCAGGAGCGGAGGUAACCAUUGCGCACCUGACCGGCAGGCUUGCCUCUGCCCCGGACCUCGUUCCCACGUUCCUCAUGAGGGUGCUGGACUCCUACGGCGACGACUACCGGGCCAGCCAGUUCACCAUCUUGCUGGAGGAUGAGGGCAGCCAGGGCACAGACGCCCCCACCCCGGGCAACGCUGAGAACGAGCCUCCGGAGAAGGAGGGGCUGUCCCCGCCCAGGAGGACGCCGGCCCCCGAAGCCAGCAGCCCGGCCCCCGGCGAGGGGCCCAGCGGGCGCAAGAGGCGGCGAGCGCCCCGGGAGGGACGCCGAGCGGGGGUCCCGCUGACCCCGGAGCUGCCCCCCGUGCAGAUAAAGGUGGAGGAAGACUUUGGCUUCGAAGCGGACGAGGCCCUGGACUCCAGUUGGGUUACUCGGGGGCCAGACAAGCUGCUGCCUUACCCCACCCUAGCCAGCCCCCCCUUUGACUGACACCCCCCCCCCCCCCCAAUAAACGGACCCCGUGCUUUCCUCAGC
Pipistrellus kuhlii (Kuhl's pipistrelle) is the source of this 1210-nucleotide messenger RNA. RefSeq names its product TCF3 fusion partner (gene TFPT). Gene Ontology annotation, molecular function: DNA binding. Gene Ontology annotation, biological process: apoptotic signaling pathway; apoptotic process; positive regulation of apoptotic process. Bases 347 to 1165 code for a protein of 272 amino acids. The transcript has 6 exons. Gene Ontology annotation, cellular component: Ino80 complex. Lineage: Eukaryota; Metazoa; Chordata; Mammalia; Chiroptera; Vespertilionidae. The record is from RefSeq and is a predicted model, not a curated record.